AUGAACACAGAAGGACUGGCCCUGGAUCAUACCCCCAGGGCUGUCACGCUCUCUGCACCCGCCCCUCUGUUCCCUCCUCCCGGGCAGUCGCGUUCUGACGUCGCUGGGGCUGUGAAGCUGGUGGAGCCGGAAGAAAAGAUGGCCGAUCAAGAAGAGCAUCUAUCCGACGAGGAUAAGGUACGUGUAGCAGCCAACUUCAUCAUCCACGCGCCGCCAGGAGAGUUCAACGAGGUCUUCAAUGACGUGCGAUUGCUGCUCAACAAUGACAAUCUCCUCAGGGAAGGUGCAGCUCAUGCGUUUGCACAGUAUAACCUGGAUCAGUUCACUCCAGUGAAGGUUGAGGGAUAUGACGAACAGGUCUUAAUCACGGAGCAUGGAGACCUGGGUAACGGCCGCGUCCUGGACCCGAAGAACAAGAUCUCGUUUAAGUUUGACCACCUCCGCAAAGAGGCGAGCGACCCCCGGCCUCAGGACCCGGACACCUCCAUCGAGGGCUGGAGGAACGCAGUGGACUCUGCUGUGAGGGGCUACGUGAAGGAGCACUACCCCAACGGAGUCUGCACCGUUUAUGGGAAAAACAUUGACGGGCAGCAAACCAUCAUCGUCUGCAUCGAGUGCCAUCAAUUUCAACCAAAAAACUUCUGGAACGGGCGCUGGAGGUCGGAGUGGAAGUUCAGCACCUCUUCUCCAUCUACUCGGGUGGCUGGCAUCAUGAAAAUACAGGUUCAUUAUUAUGAGGAUGGGAACGUGCAGCUGGUGAGCCACAAAGAGGUCAAGGAAGAUAUGACUGUGUCUAAUGAGGGGAACACCGCAGACCAGUUUGUGAACAUCAUGAAGAAUGCAGAGACCGAAUACCAGAUGGCCAUCAAUGAGAACUACCAGACGAUGUCGGACACCACCUUCAAAGCCUUACGCCGCCAGCUCCCUGUGACGCGCACCAAGAUCGACUGGAACAAGAUCCUGAGCUACAAGAUCGGGAAAGAGAUGCAAAACGCUUAG
Molecule: messenger RNA, 999 nt
Organism: Knipowitschia caucasica
Lineage: Eukaryota; Metazoa; Chordata; Actinopteri; Gobiiformes; Gobiidae
Source: the annotation of a GenBank genome assembly